AUGAUACACAAAUUUGAAUUGACAACACACUCUUGGUACAAAAGAGUGUAUGAACUCAACAAGAAAUGGUGUCCAGCCCUUGGUAGAGAUUUCUUUUCAGCAGGAAUUCUUUCAUCACAUAGGAGUGAAAGCACAAAUCAUGCAAUAGGUUUCAGAGCAAGUAAAUCAACUACCUUGACAAAAUUUUAUGCCAUAUUUAAGAAGACAAUCAAUCGUUGGAGAAGCACAGAGAAAUAUAAUGAGUUCACCUGUAGCAAGCCAAUAGCAUUCACUUCAUUGCCACUGCCCGAAAUACUAAAGCAUGUUGCACAGGUUUUCACUUUGUCAUUCUUCAGAGAUUUUGAAGAGGAGUUUGGAUACUCUAUGCCAACAACUGUUCAAAUGAUAGGGAGAACUGAGGAAUAUGUACUUUAUCAAGUAUCCCUAGAAGACAAGCCAUGGUCUGCACAUUAA
This is a messenger RNA of Chenopodium quinoa (quinoa), 453 nucleotides long. RefSeq names its product protein FAR1-RELATED SEQUENCE 5-like. The record is from RefSeq and is a predicted model, not a curated record. Gene Ontology annotation, biological process: regulation of DNA-templated transcription. NCBI's taxonomy places the organism in Eukaryota, Viridiplantae, Streptophyta, Magnoliopsida, Caryophyllales, Amaranthaceae. The transcript is spliced from 2 exons. Bases 1 to 453 code for a protein of 150 amino acids.